This is a messenger RNA of Scleropages formosus (Asian bonytongue), 1416 nucleotides long. RefSeq names its product dopamine receptor D5a (gene drd5a). The record is from RefSeq and is a predicted model, not a curated record. Gene Ontology annotation, molecular function: G protein-coupled receptor activity; dopamine neurotransmitter receptor activity, coupled via Gs. Gene Ontology annotation, cellular component: plasma membrane. Lineage: Eukaryota; Metazoa; Chordata; Actinopteri; Osteoglossiformes; Osteoglossidae. The transcript has a single exon. Gene Ontology annotation, biological process: positive regulation of MAPK cascade; G protein-coupled dopamine receptor signaling pathway; adenylate cyclase-activating adrenergic receptor signaling pathway. Bases 1 to 1416 code for a protein of 471 amino acids.
AUGGAGACUCCGGCGAGGUACCUCUUCUCUGCGCACCAGAGCCGCUCCGUUCCCGUCUCUCUCGGAGGGAUCAUGUGGAACAGCACCGAGUCUUCGGCAGCGCCGGCGGAUGGCAAAAGGCAGCUCGUGGUCCGGACCGUGACCGGCUGCUUGCUUUGCCUGCUCAUCCUGUGGACCCUGCUGGGGAACAUCCUGGUGUGCACGGCGGUGGUCAAGUUCAGGCACCUGCGGAGCAAAGUCACCAACAUCUUCAUCGUGUCGCUGGCCGUGUCGGACCUCUUCGUGGCCGUGCUGGUGAUGCCCUGGAAGGCUGUGGCCGAGGUGGCGGGAUUCUGGCCGUUCGGCGCGUUUUGCAACGUCUGGGUGGCUUUUGACAUCAUGUGCUCCACGGCGUCCAUCCUCAACCUGUGCGUCAUCAGCGUGGACAGGUACUGGGCCAUAUCGAGCCCCUUCAGGUACGAGAGGAAGAUGACCCAGAGGGUGGCUUUCGUCAUGAUCAGCGUGACAUGGACGCUGUCCGUGCUCAUCUCCUUCAUUCCCGUGCAGCUCAACUGGCACCGAGCAACGGGCGAGGACGCGGGCGCGGGCGCGGGCGCCGGCGCGGGCGCGGGCGCGAACCGCAGCGCGCGCGGCGCCAAGAAGGCCGAGAACUGCGACUCGAGUCUGAACAGGGAGUACGCCAUCUCCUCCUCCCUGGUGAGCUUCUACAUCCCGGUGGCCAUCAUGAUCGUCACCUACACGAGGAUCUACCGGAUCGCGCAGAUCCAGAUCCGGAGGAUCGCGUCGCUGGAGCGCGCGGCCGAGCACGCGCAGAGCUGCCGGGGCAGCCGGCUCGAGUGCCAACACCACAACACCUUGAAAACGUCCAUCAAAAGGGAAACCAAAGUGUUAAAGACUCUGUCGGUCAUCAUGGGGGUCUUCGUGUGCUGCUGGCUGCCCUUCUUCGUGCUCAACUGCAUGGUGCCGUUCUGCGAGAGGCCGCCGAGCGACGGCCGCGCGGGCCUCCCGUGCGUCAGCGAGACCACCUUCGACGUGUUCGUGUGGUUCGGCUGGACCAACUCGUCGCUGAACCCCGUCAUCUACGCGUUCAACGCCGACUUCCGAAAAGCCUUCUCGAGCCUGCUGGGCUGCCGACACUGGUGCUCCAACACGCCCGUGGAGACGGUGAACAUCAGCAACGAGCUCGUCUCCUACAACCAGGACACGCUGCUGCACAAGGAGAUCGCGAGCGCCUACGUGAACAUGAUCCCCAACGUGGUGCAGUGCAUGGACAAGGAGGACACCUUCGACAGGAUAUCGCAGUUCUCCCACAACAACGACGAGCUCCACACCGACUCCUUGUGCGACCUGGACGACUGCGACGCCGAGAUCUGCCUGGAGAGGAUGACGCCCUUCACCCCCAACGGUUUGCACUGA